AUGGCACAAGUAUGUGCGGUUGGUGGUGCGAGUGCGGGCCAUGAGGGCUCACUACCAUCUUCGGAGCCGCAUCAGUCCCUGGAUGAUUCGCUGUCAGGAUGGCAGAACGAACGGCUGGAAUCCAAAGUGCUGUGGUGUUUUCUGCGCUCGGGCUGGGCGGAUUCUGGUGAGGUGAAAGAUCAUUUUGUUCAACUUAGAAUUUUUCGCUGUGGGCGUUCCAGCAAUGACCAUGCAGUGCUAUUUGACGGAACGUUUGAACCACCUGUGGCUUGCAAAGUGCUACAGCAAGGGCGUAGGCAGAUGAUCAAGCUGCCGCUGGUGGAUCAAAGGCAUUUUCGAUCAAACAAGGAAACCAUUUUCUUGCAGCCUCUCAGUGGCGGCAAGCGAGUCUCUUUCCAAGAUUUGGAAGGGACGCACAAGGAGGCAUCAAACCGCAUAGUCCUGGUCCCGGGUAGCAUGGAUCCGAGGCAACAACCCAAUCCCUCGGAAAUAGACAGCUUGUUUGCUGCAAUUCUUUCCAACAUGGACGCGGGGCAGUGGGACAGUGCCAGGGAUGGUGUUUUACAUUUGCAGAGAUACCUCAAACUCACCAGCGGGAGAGAAAGUAGAGAACGAGGGGGUUGGAAGUAUGCAUCAGACUUUGUCUUGGAUACAGUCUUAUUUGGCGAUGUUGUUCGCAGCCUGCAAUCUGACACCGACGUGAUGUCCAAAGCUCAAACCUAUCAGGGCAAUGAAACUGGUUCUGGACCCGAAGUUGAGCGACCAUCUGACGCAGCAGGAUCCUUGGUCAACUUGACAGCAAUGCAAGCGGCAGAUUCAUCGCCACAGUUUUCCAGAGAUUAUUUGGUGACAGAAGUGGACUAUGUUUCUUUGGAAAAUGUUUACUCGUUGACUCCCGCAAGUGUGUUGCAAUCUCUGAGUUGGAAAACACGGGUGUUGCCCGUGCAAGUUCUGGGGCGGAAAGCAACCAGCACGGCAUUCAAGUUUCGAGCGCUUCUGCGUAGCAUCCAUCUUGAAACCGGAAAUGUUGAUCUGGCGAAAUUUCGAACAUGCAGCUUUCUAAACGACAUGGGGGUGGAAUCGAAAUUGGCAUUGCUACCGGAUAUUGAUUCUGAUCCAAACCGUCGUGCUUUUCCCCGUACUUUGCCUUUGCAUGAUGUGGAUCAUGCACUACACCAUGUGAUGGAAGAAUUGCGGGAAUGUUGGAAAACUGAAAUGUUUGCUUUGUUUGACAAACAAUUGAACACGUUGGCCAAAUAUUUUUCAAAAGCUGACAAUUGCGAGAGAUUCCGAAAGCAUUUUGUUUACGACAACCCGGAAGUAGAAGGGGAUGCCCGCAAAAAAAGCAUUGGCAAAAUGUUUGAAACCUGCUGCCCAAGCUUUGUGAAGCAUCGGUGGCAAUAUCGGUAUGAAGUUUUGACUUGGGUCAUUCACCGGGCCGGUUUUUUGACAUGGCUCGAUCCUACCUCACUCAGUGGCCGUGGCCCAGAGGAUUCUGGAGAUCCUGAGUACA
Cladocopium goreaui is the source of this 1513-nucleotide messenger RNA. NCBI's taxonomy places the organism in Eukaryota, Dinophyceae, Suessiales, Symbiodiniaceae. The record is from the annotation of a GenBank genome assembly.